UUCAAUCUUUAGACGCGAAAGACUCAUAUUGAAAAUUCCCGUCACAUUUGAUCAAGAAUUAAAUAAUUAUGGUUUAAUAUUACCAUGCGUUACAGAUCUUAUCAAGAUAAAUAUGAAUCACCCUACAGAUAGCACUGACCAAUCAGGUGCAUUGAAAAAUAUACUACUAACCAAAAUAACUCUCAAUAAAGGUACAGAAGAUGAGCUGGAAUGCUAUGCAUAUAAGACUGAUCCAGUGAAAAACGUUAUAUUUAUAUUGUUAGUAUUACUAACAGGGGGUUUAUUAUUAUUAUUGUUAUAUUGGAAACCAGAAUUAGAAUGUUACUUAAGAAGAGGAAGAUGCCCUCUUUAUAAAGCCAAAUUUAUAUUGGUUGAGGACCAUGUAGGAGAAUAUUCAACUACGACUGUUCAAACUGGAUUGAGUGAGCAUCAACAAGGAAACUAUAGCGGUCAUAGUGUUGUUGAUAAUGAUGAAAACAGAUUUCUUAUAUCCAAUAAUGAUAUUACUUUACGUUAUUUUGAUUUUCAUAAUGUGCGUUAUAUCUGGGAUAAAAAUCAGCAUGUCUAUUGCAGACUAGGAGAUUUGUCAACAAAUGUAAAGUGUGCCGAGUUACAUGAUCAGUAUAAUGGCUUGACAUCUCUUCAACAAGCAGAACAACUAGACAUACAUGGACCAAAUGUCAUUGAUAUAAAGGUGAAAUCAUAUUGGAGAUUAUUUAUUGAAGAGGUUUUGAAUCCAUUCUAUAUAUUUCAAAUAGCCAGUAUAAUACUAUGGGCAAUAGAUGAAUAUUACUACUAUGCUGGUUGUAUUUUCUUCAUAUCACUGGUUUCCAUCUCUAUCAGUUUAUAUGAGACCAGGAAGCAAUCAGUAACAUUACGAGAUAUGGUGUCUACUGUAGUUGACAAGAUUAGUGUUUGUAGAGGUGACAAUGAAUAUGAAGAAAUCCCAUCAAGUCAGUUAGUACCAGGUGAUGUUAUAGUUAUACCUGUACAUGGUUGUGUAUUAACUUGUGAUGCUGUGUUAAUAGCUGGUACCUGUAUUGUUAAUGAGAGUAUGUUAACAGGUGAAAGUGUUCCAGUGACAAAGACAUCACUAACCCAUCAAGAUGAUCUAGAAAUCUACAGUCCUCAGAAUCAUAAACGACAUACAUUGUUUGCUGGUACACAUAUUAUACAGACUAGAUAUUACGGUCAUGCUAAAGUCAAGGCAGUGGUUGUUAGAACAGGUUAUAAUACUGCUAAAGGAGAGUUAGUAAGAGCCAUAUUGUUUCCUAAACCUCUGGGGUUUAAGUUUUAUCAAGAUGCUAUGAGAUUUAUAUUAUUUUUGGCCGUAGUAGCUUCAUGUGGUAUGGUAUAUUCUCUGGUUAUGUUGAUAAGAGAUGGGGUUUCCACUGGUCAAAUAGUAUUACGUGUAUUAGAUAUAAUUACGAUAGUUAUCCCCCCUGCUCUUCCUGCUGCCAUGACAGUUGGUACAGUCUAUGCUCAAAGUAGAUUAAAAAAGAAAGGAAUAUUUUGUAUCAGUCCACCAAGAAUUAAUUUCUGUGGAAGAAUUAAUGCUUUCUGUUUUGACAAGACUGGAACUUUAACAGAAGAUGGUUUAGAUAUGUGGGGUGUAGUUCCUGCCUUCUCUUCAAGUUUUUAUAGUCCAGAGAGAAAUGUACAUGAGAUGUCUAUGGGACCAACAUUAAUAUGUAUGGCAACAUGUCAUUCAUUAACUAUAAUUGAUGGAGAACUAACUGGUGAUCCUUUAGAUUUAAUUAUGUUUAAUUCUAUUAAUUGGAUAUUAGAGGAACCUGGUGAAGACACUAGUAAAUAUGAUACUAUCAUGCCAACAAUAGUUAAACCUUGUCAUAGAAACCAUUUCUCAGAUGAGGUAGUUGGUAUUAUUCGGCAAUUUACGUUUUCCUCCAGUAUGCAACGUAUGAGUGUUGUAACACGCUCUAUGUCUAAUAACUAUAUGGAGGUUUAUUGUAAAGGAGCACCAGAAAUAGUGGCUAGUUUAUGUAAACCAUCAACAGUUCCUGAGAACUUUCAACACAUUCUACAUAAAUAUACUGUUCAAGGCUUUAGAGUCAUUGCCCUUGCUUAUAAAACUUUAGAGCCUAGGAUAAAUUGGCAUCAAGUACAAAGAGUUUCCAGAGAUAAGAUAGAAAAAGAGUUGAUAUUUUUAGGAUUAAUGGUGUUGCAAAAUCAAUUGAAACCUCAGACAACAUCAGUCAUCAAAACAUUAAAGAAAGCUGAUAUUAGACCUGUUAUGGUCACAGGUGAUAUGAUACAGACUGCUAUCAGUGUAGCUAGAAACUGUAAUAUGGUUGGCCAACGUGAUGAGGUUGUCAUAGUAAAAGCUGUUCGACCUAGUAAAGAUACUGGAGCUUAUAUAGAAUGGGUAAAUGCAGAACUUGUGGCACCUGAAGAAACUUUUGAUCCUGAUUCUUCUGAUUCGUAUCAACCUAUUAGUUUAGGUGAAGUAGAUAGUAAAAUACAUCUAGCGAUAACAGGCGAAUCUUUCUCAGUUAUUACACAUCAUUUUCCCCAUCUUUUACCUAAAAUUUGUACUAAAGGGACAAUAUUUGCUAGAAUGGCCCCUGAUCAAAAAUAUCAACUUGUAGAGACUUUACAAAAACUAGACUAUAUAGUUGGUAUGUGUGGUGAUGGAGCUAAUGAUUGUGAGGUAAAUAUUGUCAUUAUAUAA
This is a messenger RNA of Lottia gigantea (owl limpet), 2692 nucleotides long. RefSeq lists its product as hypothetical. Bases 113 to 2692 code for a protein of 859 amino acids. Lineage: Eukaryota; Metazoa; Mollusca; Gastropoda; Lottiidae. Gene Ontology annotation, cellular component: membrane. The record is from RefSeq and is a predicted model, not a curated record. Gene Ontology annotation, molecular function: ATP hydrolysis activity; P-type transmembrane transporter activity; ATP binding. Gene Ontology annotation, biological process: intracellular calcium ion homeostasis. The transcript is spliced from 22 exons.